AUGGCAGAAACAUUACGAGAAGAAGAAGAUAUGCGGUCGGAAAGGGAAUCCAGGGCGUCAGAUGCCUCGGAUGGAUUCGGCCGGAACUUGCAGAGCGAGCUGGAGAACAGCAAUGAGGCGGCAGACCAGGAUACACAGAGCUCCGACGAAGAGGAGGUAGACUGGGAGCAACUCCAAGAGACAGAAGAGAAGGAGUCGAAAGACCAGGACUCAGAUACUUCUACAGCCAUGCUACUUGCGAGAUUGGAGCAGGAGAACGAUAAGCUCGCAACGAAUCCGAAGAGCGUCAAAGUCCAAGUCGUCCAACAGCUACAAUCGGGGUCUAGGAGACCGCGCCCGCCCUCAAUGGCACAGCUACGCGAUAUGGUUCACGGACCGACUCCGCCAGCUCUACGAUAUUCUAUGCUCCCGCCUCCUCCCAUGACCGACCUCGAGUUCUACGCCGCAUUGGUGAAGGAUUACCAACAGACAGCGGCAAGACUACCUACACUCUUGUCAAACAAGAUUCGGAAAGGUGUUCCCCCACCUCUGAGAGGCGUUGUAUGGCAGAGCAUGUCUGGAUCUCGAGAUUCAUCUCUAGAGGAACAGUACGAACGAUUUUCUGGCGAGUCAAGUCCGUACGAGGGCAUCAUCGGCAAGGACCUUGGGCGUAGCUUCCCAGGCGUCGACAUGUUCCGUGACCCAGAAGGAGAUGGACAGCGUAUGCUUGGUCGAGUCCUGAAGUGCUACAGUCUCUACGACCAAAAAAUUGGGUAUUGUCAGGGGCUUGCUUUCCUCGUCGGUCCUCUACUGAUGCACAUGACGGACAAGCAAGCCUUCUGCGUACUUGUCAAACUGAUGGAGAACUACGAUCUGCGAAACUCGUUUACGCCUGACCUGCCAGGCCUGCACGUCCGAAUUUAUCAAUUUCGAGAGCUUCUACGACAAAAUCUGCCCAUAUUGUCGAACCACUUGGAUGAUUUGCAGGUUGACCCGGCCUACGUUUCACAGUGGUUCCUGUCAUUUUUCGCCGUUACAUGUCCCUUACCCAUGCUGUUUCGCAUCUAUGAUGUGGUCUUUGCCGAAGGCGCGUCGGAGACAAUCAUGCGGGUAGCCCUGUCGCUCAUGCGCAAGAACCAGGGACGCAUUCUAGCGUGCACCGAGAUGGAAGACGUCUUGCAGCUUCUCCUUUCUCGCGGCCUCUGGGAUUGCUAUCACUACAACGCCGAUGAGUUUGUUCAAGAUUUUGUCAGCCUGUCCAGCGUUGUCACCAGAAGCCGGCUGCAGGCGCUCGAGCAGGGGUAUCGAGAAGCACAGGUGGCCACCGGCAGUGGCAGCAGCACUACCAGCAGCACGGGCGCAAAUGUGGCCCGCGCCUCGGAGGUCACCACAGCAGCAUCCCGAUUUCUGGGGCGACUCUGGGCCAAUUCAACGAUCUCCACCUCGAAAUCGUCGUCGACAAAUCCAUCGAAUAACCUUAGUCCCGGUCUCAGUGCGCCCCUGCGUCCACUGAGCAUGCUGCGGAGGAGUACCUCCAAGCAAAGCCUGGCCUCGACUCUCAAUUCCAUGGAGGCGAGCUCCUCCGCGUCCUCUGCCGCCAGUGUUCUGAGCUCUGCAUCUACCGACGCCACCUCCCUUUCGCGAGAUUCGUCCGCCGCCGACGACUCUUCAUCAAUCCGCGAGUCCGGGCCUGCCUUUGCGGGCGCCGGCUCCAAACUGACCAUUCACGCCGGAAACAAUGGCAAUUCCGACAAUAAAUACCUACACAGCCAGAUUGAAGACCUCCUCACCGCUCUCAGCGAAUUGCAGCGUCAGCAUGCACUCUUGGCGGAUCAAUUGCAACGAGAGAGGGAAGAUCGAGGCGAGGACCGCAAAGUCGUGCGAUCCCUGCUUGAUGGGCUGAGAAAGAAAGCGAGCACCGAUAGCGUCACGACUACCCAUAGUACGGGAAGCGAAGAGACGAUAAAGCUAGUCGACAGCUCGAAGAAGAACCAAGAGUCGGACACAACUGGAGUGACUGGCAAUGAUGCACCGACUGCGGAACGCUUGUCAGAGCUCCUCGACACUGUCGAAGGGCGAUUUGGAGCAGAUGCGGAUAACAGGAGGUCGUCUGUUCCCCAGACAAAGUCGCAGCUACGAGACGAGCUGGCGACGGCAAAAGAACAAUUAGCGGCUGAACUAGCCAGAUCUCAAGAUGCUGGCCGCAGAGCAUAUGAUCUUGAGCAAGAGCUCUCAAUGGUGAAGGAGCAGUUGCGAGAGAGUCAUUCGCAUGUUCGGAAUAUGCAUCAGGAUAAGCAACGUCUCGAGAAGCAAAUUCAUGGAAUGCGAGUGCGCGCAUCAGCAGAGAGCACGCCAACUCCAGAGCCUACGGACGGCUGGUUCUCGAGAGGAACCAGCACUCCUGCGGCUGGCGGCAACGCCGGUCCCGGGGGCCUUCGAGAGUUGAAGCUUGGACGUAGCAAGUCCACGCCAUCUCAGGUGUCGGGAUACAACAAGCGAAACUCGUCAUUGCUACCGUCUCGCAGUAACCCAGAGGUUUCCAUCCCUGCAGCACCGCUCACUGCCCCUGUCAGCGAGCAUGAUGCCUUGCUGCUCGAGUUGGUGCAGGCAAAGACAGCCGAGGCUAUCGCUCGCCAGGAAGCUGAAGAGGCAAAGCAGAAGCUCGAAAUGUUGAGAAAGGCAUUUGGCCUGGCUCCUGGUGACCUGCCCCCUGCCACACACAACAGUACCGCCGCGGCCACCACGGCUUCCGCAGUUGGCUCGGCUGCUAUGGGCAUGUUUAGUCGCUUCACCGCAUCGACGGCGGAGGGGACAGCAGCGAAGCCUGCGCCUCCAUCUGCGCCGACUGCUCCAGCCACCACAGGCCAGACGGCUGCUGGAGGCUUCUGGGGCUGGAGGAGAUGA
Phaeoacremonium minimum UCRPA7 is the source of this 2883-nucleotide messenger RNA. Its product is annotated as putative gtpase activating protein. NCBI's taxonomy places the organism in Eukaryota, Fungi, Ascomycota, Sordariomycetes, Togniniales, Togniniaceae. The record is from RefSeq and is a predicted model, not a curated record. Bases 1 to 2883 code for a protein of 960 amino acids. The transcript is spliced from 3 exons.